GUAGUGCGCAAUACGAAGUGUCAAAGAAGUGUAAAUUCGCGUAAAAAUUACAAAUUUGGACCAGAAAAACAUGCCGAAACAUUUAAAAAACUAUUGAACUAGUGUCCUAAAUUUCCGGCGCAGCGGAUCGAAGUGAAAUUUCCCAUGCUGAAGUGAAAUCCGCGUCGAAAAGCGCGUUUUUCACCUUGCGCCAUCAUCGGUGCUCCCAGCCGGGAGUGCUAGCGCUACUGCUGUCGUUCGUGGUUUCAUCGAUCUUUUUUCGUCGACUGUUUUUAUCCGGUACCGCUCGUCGCCCCCGCCUCCCGGGGGGUCGUUAAUGCGUGCUUAGCGACCGGUUGGUGUUUACAAAACAAAGUCGAAUAAUAAUAAUAAUCGUCAGGUGUUGUUUGUGGCUUAUUUUGGUUUUGUGUGUGUGAGUGGUUUUUUGUUUUCUUUGUACGAAAUGUCGACCGUGGUGCAGCAGUUUGUGGGUGGGUUGAAAAGCCGCAACAAGGAUGCCCAGAAUAAGGCGGCCCAGGAUCUGUCGCUAUACGUUAAGACGGAACUGCGUGAAAUUCCGCAAGACGAUCUGUUGGCAUUUUUCGAGGAUUUCAAUCAGUAUAUUUUCGAAAUGUUGUCCAGCGCGGAUACCAACGACAAGAAGGGAGGCGUUUUGGCUAUUAAUUGCUUGAUAAGCGGUGAUGUGGUUAAUACGACGACUCAAAUUUCACGUUAUUCCAAUAAUUUGAGAAACUUGCUUCCGUCGAGUGACAUCUCCGUUAUGGAGCUGGCUGCGAAAGUGUUGGUUAAGUUGGCCCUUUUGCCAGGUUCAAAGGGAGCGGAAUCGUUUGAGUUCGACAUCAAACGUGCCUUCGAAUGGCUGACCGAGGAACGAACCGAGGGAAAGCGACAUGCUGCCGUUUUGGUGUUGCGUGAGCUGGCCGUGGCUAUGCCAACGUUCUUCUACCAGCAAGUUGGAAGCUUCUUCGAACACAUAUUCGUUGCAAUUAAGGAUUCCAAACCGAUGAUUCGGGAAGGAGCCGGUCAAGCACUUCGAGCUGUGCUGAUCGUUACUUCCCAGCGAGAGGGAACCAAGCAGAAUAAUAAUCCACAAUGGUAUAACCACUGCUACGACAGUGCUAUGGAUUGUUUCAAGGAGCUUCCUUCGCGCGAAAAAGGUUUCAACCGGGAUGAUCGCAUUCAUGGGGCGAUUAUUGUGUUCAAUGAAAUUUUGCGUUGUUCAAACGCACCCUGGGAGAAAAAGUACAUGCAGUUGGAAAGCUUGAACGUGGACCGUAGGAAUCGCCAUACAGACGAAGGCCAUAGCAUCUUUCCCAGGAUUCGUGUACCUUUCAUGGAGAAGCUUAGUGGAGGGCAUGGUUCCAGCAGCUCUCGCAGUACCGAUGGCAGCGAUGUCAAGUUCUUCCGCCAAAACAGCUCCAUUCAAGAGUCUGCGAUCUGUCGAGCACUGGUCAAUGAUAAUUACGAUUUAAUCUGCCAGAAAGUACUGGAACAGCGUAAUUCCAAGUCUCCGCACGUGAUUCAAUCACUGCUUACAAUCUUACCUCGAUUAGCUGCGUUCAAUCGGCGAGAUUUUGUCAAUAACCAUUUGAAGGCUGUCGUAAACUACCUAAUACUAACGGUGAAAAGCAAAGAAAGGGAACGUAACCUGGCUUUCGUCACACUCGGUUACAUAGCGGUUGCAGUUGAGAAAGAUAUUGCACCGUUCAGAACCAGGAUAGUAGAUGUAAUCACGGUAGCCCUUCCUCCAAAAGAAACUCCGAGCAAGAAGAAAAUAUGCGUCGAUCCUUCGGUGUUCAUGUGCAUCACCUUGCUUGGGCACGCUCUGAAGAGUGCAAUUACGACCGACAUCAAAAAUAUGAUCCUGCCGAUGCUUUCGACGGGAUUGAAUACCGGACUGACGGUGUGCUUGCAUGAGUUGAGCGAGAAUGUGCCUCAGAUGAAACAGGAAAUAACAAGUGGAUUGCUAAAGAUCUUGUCCUGUGUGCUGAUGAACAAACCUCUUCCGCAGUUUAUUCCCGGUCGGCCUCAAGGUACGACGAGUAUUAACCUCUACGAACAGCAAAUCCAAGACACACCUACCACGGUUCUGGCGCUUCGCACGCUCGGAACAUUCAACUUCGAAGGGCACAGCUUGCUCCCGUUCGUUCAACGUUGCGCCGAUCAUUUCCUUCUCAGCGAACAGCAGGAAAUUCGUAUCGAAGCAGUGCAGACAUGCACACUUUUGCUGAAACUAGCCCUUCAAUCCGUAGAUUCCACCGAUGGUUCGGAAACACUCACCCAAACAGUGGGCAGCGUUCUGGAGAAGAUUCUGAUCGUCGGUAUCACGGAUGUCGAUCCGAAUGUGCGUUUGAGGGUACUGAAAUCGUUGGACGAUAGUUUUGACUCUCAGCUGGCUCAACCGUGGUUCCUGAGCUCGCUGUUGAUUACUAUGAACGACGAGGUGUUUGAGAUUCGAGAGCUGGCUAUCAUUAUCAUCGGAAGGCUAUCGGCAAUCAAUCCGGCUUACGUUAUGCCAAGUUUGCGGAAGACAAUGGUGCAGAUUUUGACGGAAUUGGAACAUUCCGGAAUGAGUCGGAACAAGGAACAGAGCGCCAGGAUGCUGGAUCAUUUGAUCGUCAGUACACCGAGACUGAUUUCUUCCUACAUGAGACCAAUCCUCUCUAUUCUGGUACCGAAAUUGAAGGAACCCGAAUCCAAUCCCGGAGUAGUGCUGAACGUGUUGAGAGCAAUUGGUGAUCUGGCUGAAGUGAACGGCGGCCAUCAUGUGCUGGAAAAGUGGUCAGACGAGCUACUGGCUACACUUUUGGAAAUGUUAAGCGAUGCAGGAUCAACGGAAAAGCGGGGCGUUGCCUUGUGGACUCUUGGACAGCUAGUCAGUGCUACGGGACAAGCCGUUAAACCAUACCACAAGUAUCCCCAUUUAAUUGAUAUAUUGAUCAACUUUCUGAAAACCGAACAACAGCCGUACGUCAGACGAGAAACCAUCCGCGUUCUGGGAUUGUUGGGUGCCUUGGAUCCAUACAAACAUAAAAUGAAUCGAGGAUUAAUCGAUAGUCAGAAAAACAACAUCCUGAUUUCGAUUUCCGACACAAAAACAGACGAAUACUCGGAUCUGUCCACUUCGGAGAUGUUGAUCAAUAUGGGAAACCAACUGGAGGAGUACUAUCCGGCAGUUGCCAUUUCAACGUUGAUGAAAAUCCUUCGUGAUCCAACCUUAUCCCACCACCACAUAAGCGUCGUUCAGGCAAUCACCUUCAUUUUCAAAAGCCUUGGCAUAAAGUGUGUUCCGUACUUGUCGCAAGUUCUGCCCAGUCUUCUCGGAAAUAUUCGCAAUGCCGAGGUGAACCUCAAAGAGUUUCUUUUCCAGCAGCUCUCGAUUCUGAUCGAAAUUGUCAAGCAGCACAUCAUCAGCUUUAUGGAGGAAAUCUUCCAGCUGAUUAAGACUUUCUGGAACAGUAGCUAUCCCCUGCAACCGACCCUUAUCAACUUGGUAGAAAAAAUCGCGAUCGCCCUGGGGUGCGAAUUCAAAAUCUAUCUUCCUCAGCUGAUGCCACAAAUCCUCCGGGUCCUUCUCCACGAUGCAUCUACCAAUCGAACCGUAACCGUGAAACUCCUCACUGCGUUGCAGAAGUUCGGCAACAACCUUGACGACUACCUGCAUCUCAUCAUCCCGGCCAUCGUCAAACUGUUUGAACCGAUCGAAGUUCCGUACCAGGUGUCCCUCGCUGCCCUGGAGACAAUCAACUAUCUAGCGGAAAUCCUGGAUUUCACUGACUUCUCGUCCCGGAUCAUUCAUCCCUUGGUCCGAGUCCUGGACAACCAUCCCGGGCAACUCCAAACCGCAGCAUUGCAAACCCUUUGUUCGAUCAUGAUCCAACUGGGCAAAAAGUAUCUAGUCUUCGUCCCCCUCGUCAACCGCGUCAUGAUCAAGCACAAAAUCUCCUACACCGAGUACAACAAACUGCUCUCCAAGUUGCAGGGCCAGAGCACCCUAGCACUGGACGACGAAUUCCGUCUGCGUCAGGCUCGGUUCAAGAAUCGCGAAAUGUCUCUAGCCAGUGACACUACCAUUCGCAAGCUAAACGUUUCCACUGUCGACCUUCAGUUGGCAUUCAAGGCGAAUCGUCGUGUAUCGCGUGACGAUUGGCUCGAAUGGCUUCGCCGGCUCAGCAUCGGUUUGCUUAAGGAAUCCAAGAGCCCAGCGCUACGAUCUUGCCGAACGUUGGCUCAAAACUAUCCGCAACUGUUGAAGGACUUGUUCAACGCGGCGUUCGUAAGUUGCUGGACCGAUUUGCCGGAUAGUUUGAAGGAGGAAUUGUCGUCAAGUUUGAGACAGGCAUUGAUGGUUCCGGAUCUCCCGGAGAUUACCCAAACGAUACUGAAUCUGGCUGAAUUUAUGGAACACUGCGAGAACGACGCGCUUAGGAUCGAUCCGAAGAUUCUCGGCGAACGAGCCAUGGAAUGCCGGGCCUAUGCGAAAGCCUUGCACUACAAAGAGGAAGAAUUCCUAAACAUGAAGGACAAGGAUCAAAGUGUGUUCGAAUCACUGAUCUUAAUCAAUAACAAACUGCAACAGAAGGAAGCUGCCGAAGGGUUGCUAGAGUACGCGAUGGAGCACAGGAGUGCGUCCGAGGAGAUGAAGGUUCAGGUACGGUGGUACGAAAAGCUACAUAGUUGGGAGAAAGCGUUGAAUCUGUACCAGGACAAACUGGAGACCAAUGCGAGCGAUUUGGAAUCGAGACUCGGUCAGUGGCGAUGUUUGGAAGCACUUGGAGAAUGGUCCACGCUGAACGCGGUGACAAAGGAAACAUGGGAAUCGCUGGGUACUGAGGGACAGAGCAAGGCAGGAAGACUGGCAGCUGCGGCUGCUUGGGGUUUGAAGGAUUGGGAUGGAAUGCAAGAAUUUGUCAAAUUCAUUCCGGAGGAUACGCAGGAUGGAUCAUUCUAUCGUGCCGUGCUGGCCGUUCACCACGGUGAGUACGAGUUGGCACAAACGUUGAUCGACGAUACGAGAGAUCUGUUGGAUACGGAGCUGACCGCAAUGGCAGGUGAAUCUUAUGAACGGGCCUACGGAGCGAUGGUUUGCGUCCAGAUGCUCUCCGAACUGGAAGAAGUUAUUCAACACAAACUGAUCCCCGAGCGACAGGAAACUAUCCAAGCCAUGUGGUGGGAUCGCUUGCUCGGUGGUCAACGCUUGGUCGAAGACUGGCAACGAAUUCUCCAGGUUCAUACGUUGGUGGUACAUCCGGCCAACGAUGUCAAAACAUGGUUGAAGUUCGCCUCACUGUGUCGCAAGAGUGACUCGCUGAAACUUUCCGAGAAGACCCUUGUCAUGUUGCUUCGUUACAAUCCUUCGGAGUAUCCGGACCACCCGCUGGAAUUUACGCAACCAGAUAUCAGCUUCGCCUAUGCAAAGCAUCUCUGGGCAGCAGGUGAACAGCAAACAGCUUACAAUCAACUGAACAGAUUGGUAACCGACAUGGGCAUUGAGGGAAAUUUCGACGCAGAAGAGAAGGACGAAAACCGUCGCCUGUUGGCGCGAUGCUACAUGAAGCUAGGCCAGUGGCAGAACCAACUUCAAGGUCUGAACGAGCAGUCCAUCAAAGGUAUCCUCGCAUGCUACGAGAAAGCCACCAAGCACGACUCUAAUUGGUACAAAGCAUGGCAUCUCUGGGCCUACAUGAAUUUUGAAGUCGUUCAGAAUCAAAAGCAGCAGGAAGAUCUUCUGAAGAACCCCGGCGGAGAUAAGGAAAAGUGUAUGAUCCGGCAGUACGCCGUUCCCGCUGUGGAAGGCUUCUUCCGUUCGAUCAACUUGUCGCAUGGGAACUCCCUGCAGGACACACUCCGUUUGUUGACCCUCUGGUUCGACUACGGACAGUAUCCCAAGGUGUUCGAUGCCCUCGUCGAAGGAAUGCGUGUGAUCGAAAUCAAUACCUGGCUGCAGGUGAUUCCGCAGCUGAUAGCUCGCAUCGAUACGCCCCGAAAUUUAGUCGGCGAGCUAAUCCAUCAGCUUCUGAAUGACAUUGGAAAAUGUCACCCGCAAGCUCUAGUCUAUCCGUUGACCGUGGCUUCCAACUCGGCAUCCAGUGCUCGUCGGCAGGCGGCUCAUAAAAUUCUGGGAUCCAUGGGCGAACAUUCGUCCACCCUGGUCAAUCAAGCCAUCAUGUGCAGCGAGGAACUGAUCCGCGUUGCAAUCCUGUGGCAUGAACAGUGGCAUGAGGGCUUGGAAGAAGCCUCACGACUGUACUUUGGCGAACGCAAUAUCAAGGGUAUGUUUGAAACGUUGGAGCCCCUCCAUCAAAUGCUCCAGAGGGGGCCGCAAACGCUGAAGGAAACUUCCUUCAACCAAGCCUACGGAAGGGAUUUAAACGAAGCUCAAGAAUGGUGCAAACAUUAUAAGAACUCGGGCAAUAUCCGCGAUUUGAACCAAGCCUGGGACCUGUACUACCAUGUGUUCCGCCGAAUUUCCCGGCAGCUACCGCAGCUCACUUCACUGGAACUUCAGUACGUCAGCCCGAAACUGUUGGCCUGUCGCGAUCUGGAGCUAGCCGUACCGGGAAGCUACACUCCCGGGCAGGAGCUGAUCAGCAUAGCCAGCAUUCAGUCGAACCUCCAGGUGAUCACCUCGAAGCAGAGACCGCGAAAACUUUGCAUCCGUGGUUCGAAUGGAAAGGAAUACAUGUUCCUGUUGAAGGGUCACGAAGAUUUGCGUCAAGAUGAACGUGUGAUGCAACUGUUCGGAUUGGUGAACACUCUGUUGCUCAGCGAUCCGGACACGUUCAGAAGAAAUCUGACCAUCCAACGUUAUGCGGUUAUUCCGUUGAGUACCAAUUCCGGUUUGAUUGGAUGGGUGCCGCACUGCGACACGCUGCAUACGUUGAUUCGAGACUACCGCGACAAAAAGAAGACCAUGUUGAAUAUCGAGCAUAGGAUUAUGCUCCGCAUGGCCCCGGAUUAUGACCAUUUGACGUUGAUGCAAAAGGUCGAGGUCUUUGAGUAUGCGCUGGAACUUACCAAGGGAGACGAUCUGGCCAAAUUGUUAUGGCUGAAGAGCCCAUCGUCAGAGGUCUGGUUCGACCGAAGAACGAACUAUACCCGGUCGCUGGCAGUGAUGUCAAUGGUUGGAUACAUUCUCGGCCUGGGCGAUCGGCAUCCUUCCAAUUUGAUGUUGGACCGACUGAGUGGCAAAAUUCUGCAUAUUGAUUUCGGUGAUUGUUUCGAGGUUGCAAUGACCCGUGAGAAAUUCCCGGAAAAGAUCCCGUUCCGUUUGACGCGUAUGCUAAUCAAUGCCAUGGAAGUAACUGGUAUCGAGGGAACCUACCGCCGUACAUGCGAAAGUGUCAUGAACGUGCUCCGUCGCAACAAGGACAGUUUGAUGGCCGUACUGGAAGCGUUCGUGUACGAUCCUUUGCUAAACUGGCGCCUCUUGGAUGCGGAUAAGAACCGAAGGUCCAAGAAUGCCACCGAUGUCGAUAGCACUACGGAGAGCAUUGAAGAAACGUUGGAUCUUUUGGCGAUCAAUGCCAGAAAUCUGAGGAUGAACGAAGCCAAUACCAAUGGUGGUGGCGAUGUGGUGGACCAAAGCAGCAAUUGCAUUGCAAAUCCGGCGGAAGCUACCAACAAUAAGGCUCGUGCAAUUGUAGAUCGCGUAAAGCAAAAACUAACCGGAAAGGACUUCAACACGAAUGAUCCGGUCUCAGUGCAACGGCAGAUCGAUCUACUAAUACGACAGGCCACCAACAACGAGAACCUCUGCCAGUGUUACAUCGGAUGGUGUCCGUUCUGGUAGAAAGUGGCUCUCGCGCGUGCAGAACAGUAUUGUACAUAUAACGUAUAUCUGUUUUAUGUGUGCUGUGGGAUGGUAGAUGUGGGAUUUUUUUUGUUUGUUUUUGACCUCAAUAAUAUAUAACGAUUUGUAACGAUCAGUUGUACAGAAACAACCGACGACUAUUGCUGCCUAUCUAAUAUUGAUAUUCGAGUAGGAGUAAAGUUAAAAUGCAAUAACGCAAAGUUCACCAAAUUUAUUCGAUGAAAAAGCUUAGAGUACGAACACAAAGCAAAUAAACAAACCAGCUUAUAUACAAAUUUAA
Ochlerotatus camptorhynchus is the source of this 8093-nucleotide messenger RNA. RefSeq names its product serine/threonine-protein kinase Tor (gene Tor). The record is from RefSeq and is a predicted model, not a curated record. Gene Ontology annotation, molecular function: protein-containing complex binding; protein serine/threonine kinase activity; protein binding. Gene Ontology annotation, biological process: negative regulation of macroautophagy; protein phosphorylation; TOR signaling. Gene Ontology annotation, cellular component: TORC2 complex; nucleus; TORC1 complex. The transcript has 6 exons. Bases 443 to 7792 code for a protein of 2449 amino acids. Lineage: Eukaryota; Metazoa; Arthropoda; Insecta; Diptera; Culicidae.